AUGGGUCUGCGCGCCUUGCUUCUGCAACCAAGAUCCAGGCAGAAAGACAAUGAGCUUGGGAGAAAGCCUGAAGAUAUACCCGUUGCGAGCAGACAUCAAGGUGCUUCUGGCUCUCCCUCGGCAGAGGCCGAGACUCCGAUGGAAAGACAGGUCCGAGAUGCCUUGAAACCCCAUUUGUCCACGCUGCAGGAGGCGGUCCUGCACGAGUUGGAGGGAGCUGUGGAGCGGCUGACAAAGGUUCAGAUUUGCGCGGACCUAACAUCAGCUCCGGGCAACUUCAAGCGCGCCGUGUCUGCAGAAGGCUGCCCCGACAAAGACACGAAUGGAAAGGCUGUCGAAUCCCAGUGGCGGGUCCGACGCUCUGACAAGAGGCGAUGGACUACAUCAAUGGGCAGCAUCGGAGGAGCGCUGACACCGGCCUACCUGGUAUCCCAUUUAGAGGACGGCGACACGCCGGCAACUUCCACAGUGGUCAGUGCAGCGGCAAGUGAGGUGGCCAGCGACUCCGAAACUUCUGUCUCCUUACGACCUUCCCUAAGGGAUGGCAAGGAGAUCUCCAAACGCAAAACCACCCGAAUCACAUUUGAAGGGCUUGAGCAGCUCAAGACUUUAGACAGACCCGAAGAAAGCGAUGAAGAAGCUGAGGACGAGGAUGCGCGGAAAAGAGCCGGUAGCGACACGUCGUCUAUUGGAAAGAAGAGUGAUGCAUCCUCAAUGAAUUGGCGGGCUGACGCUUUGGACGUGGGCGAGAACUUGGCAGCUGAGGCGGCUGCAAAAAAGGGCCACACGUCCGUGGACUCCAUCGUCGCUUUGGUGCAGGCCGAGAGAGAACGAUGGGAAGAGGAGAGACAGGCGCUGGAAGUCCGUGUCGAAGAGUUGCAGGAGCAGCUGCGGUCCAUGCAGGCAGCGCACAGCCCGGAUGCUGAGAAGCAGGCUUUGAAAAGAGAGCAUCAGGAACUGCGCAAGGUCAUCAAAGCACGAAGCAGAUUUGGCGCGUGGGUGUGUGAGCGACACAUGAUGGAAAGUGAUGACGAGGAGACCGAUGCAGAGAAGGAGGAACUGCGGCGGCGGAUUUCGGAGCUCUCCGUGAAGCUUCGGGCAGCCUGGACCUCAGCAGACAUGAUUGCAAGAUGGUAUCUGUUCAUCGAUGUAGUUGGGAGCAACAGCGAGGCCAAAGUGGCUGCUGGUGCAGCUUCCAGCGAGUCCGACGUCCCCUGGACCCAUAAUUCGGCGGAGGCAUUGAUCUGGAUCAGGUUUGGCUCUGCGGAUUUGAUUGACAUCAGCCUGGCAGUUGAUGAUGCGGCAUGCGCUUUCAAGCUUGAGCUUUAUCAAAUUACUUGUUGCGGUUCGGUUGAGAUGCACGAGGGGUCGAUAAGUUAUGCUGUCUGGCGCAUUGCUCAUUGA
Symbiodinium sp. CCMP2456 is the source of this 1404-nucleotide messenger RNA. The record is from the annotation of a GenBank genome assembly. NCBI's taxonomy places the organism in Eukaryota, Dinophyceae, Suessiales, Symbiodiniaceae.